Colletotrichum costaricense is the source of this 1506-nucleotide messenger RNA. RefSeq lists its product as uncharacterized. The transcript has a single exon. Lineage: Eukaryota; Fungi; Ascomycota; Sordariomycetes; Glomerellales; Glomerellaceae. Bases 1 to 1506 code for a protein of 501 amino acids. The record is from RefSeq and is a predicted model, not a curated record.
AUGUCGUCCGGCGGAGGUGUACGCUUUGUCCAUACUGUUUUUGUGGUGCGUGAAGAUGAAGAAAAUGGACGACAGCCCGAAUUCCUUGACCAACCCUUCAAACUGAACGCCCUCUAUCACCCGUCGUCAUCAGUUCUUUUCCGCCUCAGCGUAGCCAUCGCCCACAGCACCUCGAACAACACCACUCUCUAUCUGCACAUCACCCCCGACCGCAUUGCUUCGCUGCGCCACACGACCUGCGAUACGAUUGAUACGAAUGACGAAAGCCCGCCGUGCCUCGAACGUGUCCGCCAGCGACUAGGUGCCAAGCGCCUCGUGACUCGCCUCCAGCUCCGGUUGCACAGUGGCUUCCAUUGCCAACUUAUCGCGCCCACUGGCUUAACUCGCGAUGAGGUCCAAGCCUCCGACAACCCGGCGCGGCACACAUUUGCCUUGGCCACGUCACUCGCGACGGCCUCAACAUUUUCCCUCUAUUUCCCGCACAACGUCUUGCGGAUGACCACAUUCCAAGCUUUCGCCGAGGGCGUUCGACAAUUUCCGAAUCUGACAGCCGCCCAGCGUCAAUCAUACGAGCGUGUGUUGGAUCUGCGCCGGCUGUAUCAUGGCAAAGGUGGUACUGUGGUGACGCUUGAGGAGUUCACCGCGAAGGUCCAAAGUAGCCCCCCGCGCGACGAAGAAGACAAUAGAGCUACCACGCCAGUCACAUCCGAGUCGUGCGGUUCCACUGUUGCUUUUGACAUUGUGCCGCGCGACCAAGAGUCACCGCCGCCGCAGUAUGACGAACACGAAAAUACUGGAAGACAGCCAAGGGAGCAGGCGAGCGCCAAAUCGACCGCCACGGCUUUCGUUGGCGGGGGUCUUGGCGGUGACGAUGUCCUCCCGCCAUACGGAGAUAGCAAAGGGCAGUACAACAAUACGUCAAAGACUUCCAAACGAGGGCUGCACUUUGGUAGCGAAGAGACGGACAUACAUCCUUGCUCGAAGAGAGUCUAUUGUAAGCGUGCAUUCACCACUAUUUACACAACUACGACGGACGAAGAACGCCCUGGAGAGAACUCGAAAUCUCCACUUGCAGACCUGGAACGGUCACAGAGUAGGUUGACGAUUCUGCUUGAGCAGCAACGCCGGCAAAUCCUACAGCUACAGGCAGAUGUCGAGGAACUCAAGAGGCGCAAUAGUGAACUUGAGGCACGGCAUGACGAUGUAGAGGACAACUGUUGCGACUUGGGCAACCGACAGACCGAAACUCAGGAGACUGUCGAGUCAUUGCUCAUUCAUACCGGCGAGCUUGACGAUGAGUGCGAGAAGCUCGGGAAACAAAUGCCGGACAUUUGCGAUGAUGUGGAGGAGUGGGUCAGGGACAAUUUAGGAGACGCAAUGCAGGAGCACAUGAGCAAAUGGUUUGAAGAGAACAUGGCAGAAACCGUGAAUGGAUACAUCAACGAUAAAGUUGCGGCCAAGAUGGCCGUCACUAAGGCAAGAAUGCGUAGAGCACUCCAAGACUAG